UUUUUCUAUUGAAAAAAUUUUUUAUUAUUAAUUUUCUUUUAAAGCAACGUGGGAUAUAGAACAAAAACAUCACAUUCAUGACCAUACUGUAAUGGAAGGAGGACCACUUUCUCCUAGUUUAAGCAUUCCUCUUCCUCCGUUAGAAUUAACUACACAAGAACAACAAGAAUUGGGAUAUCUUCCAAAUAGAGAUGACUUUGAAAAGGAAUAUGAUAAUGAAGCAGAAUCUUUGACAUCAAAUUUAGUAAUCAAUAAUGAUGAUGAUGAAGUUGACACAGCUCUAAAGCUUGCUUUAAUUAGCAUUUACACAACCAGACUAGAAGAAAGGUUAAAAAGGAAAAAGAUAGCUAGAGAGUUUGGACUAGUCAAUCAGUUUUUCAGUUCCUCAAAUAAACAAAAAUCUCAAAAUCCUCGGAAGAAAUCUUUCAAAGAUGAAAGAGAACUUCAGGAAAGAAUGCAAGUUUUUUGUAGAUUCCAAACAGCUUAUGAACAUGAACAAUUAUUCAGGGAUCUUCAAAGGGAAAAAGAAUUACAUCUUAAAAUAAAAGAGCUUUUCAAAUAUAGAAAAAAUGGUCUGACAAAAUUACAAGAACCAAGUCCUAGUUAUAAGGAGGAUGUUCAAAAACUUCCCACUCAAACUGCUGAAGUAAGUUCAUUAAUGCAACAGCAUGUGGACAUGUGUUAUCCUGAAGAAGCACAAUUCCUCUGA
This is a messenger RNA of Centruroides sculpturatus (bark scorpion), 709 nucleotides long. RefSeq names its product transcriptional adapter 2-beta-like. NCBI's taxonomy places the organism in Eukaryota, Metazoa, Arthropoda, Arachnida, Scorpiones, Buthidae. Gene Ontology annotation, biological process: chromatin remodeling; regulation of transcription by RNA polymerase II. The coding region runs from base 92 to 709 and encodes 205 amino acids. The record is from RefSeq and is a predicted model, not a curated record. Gene Ontology annotation, molecular function: chromatin binding; transcription coactivator activity. The transcript has 7 exons. Gene Ontology annotation, cellular component: nucleus; SAGA-type complex.